Messenger RNA from Vombatus ursinus (common wombat), 2812 nucleotides. Its product is annotated as inverted formin-2-like. The record is from RefSeq and is a predicted model, not a curated record. Bases 46 to 2136 code for a protein of 696 amino acids. Lineage: Eukaryota; Metazoa; Chordata; Mammalia; Diprotodontia; Vombatidae. The transcript has 15 exons. Gene Ontology annotation, molecular function: actin binding.
CUGCCUGGCCUGGGUGGCAUCCCUCCCCCUCCCUCUUUGCCUGGUAUGGCAUGUGUCCCCCCUCCCCCUCCAAUGAAUGGCAUUGAAGAAAUAGUGGUUGCCCAGAUGGACCAUGGUCUGGGUUUAGCAAGAGUUCCAACCCACAGGAAAGUGAACCCUCCCACUCUGAGGAUGAAAAAGCUGAACUGGCAGAAACUCCCUUCCAAUGUGGUAAGAGACAGUCACUCAAUGUGGGCAUCAGUGAGUAGCCUGAGCAGUGAGGACAUGGAACCUGAUUAUACCAGCAUUGAGCAGCUUUUCUGUUUCCCAAUCACGAAACCCAAGGAGAAGGAGGCAGCUCCAGCCAAGAAGGAGCCCAAAGAGAUUACGUUUCUAGAUGCCAAAAAAAGUCUCAAUCUGAACAUUUUUCUGAAGCAAUUCAAAUGCUCCAAUGAGGAGAUCACAGACAUGAUCCGGAGAGGUGACAGGACCAGGUUUGAUGUGGAAGUUCUGAAACAGCUCCUCAAACUGCUCCCCGAGAAGCACGAAAUAGAAAAUCUGAAAUCAUUCCAAGAGGAGAAAGCCAAGUUAGCCAGUGCUGACCAGUUCUAUCUCCUCCUCCUCGAUGUUCCCAGCUACCAGCUUCGGAUUGAGUGCAUGCUGCUCUGUGAAGAGACAGUCAUCAUACUGGACAUGAUCCGACCCAAAGCUGAGGUCAUCCGCAGGGCCUGUGAGGGUCUCCUCACCAGUCAGCGUUUGCCCAUUUUCUGUCAACUGAUUCUCAAAAUUGGAAACUUCCUCAACUAUGGGAGUCAUACAGGAGAUGCUGACGGUUUUAAGAUCAGUACCCUGCUCAAACUCACAGAAACCAAGGCCAACCAGAGCCGGGUGACCCUGCUACACCACAUCCUGGAGGAAGUGGAAAAAAAUUACCCUGACCUCCUGCAGCUCCCCAGUGACCUAGAGCACAUCUCCCGGGCAGCAGGGAUCAAUAUUGAUGUCAUCCACUCGGAAGCCAGCACUAACCUGAAGCAGUUGCUGGAGAUGGAGCAGAAGGUAUCUUCAGGGAUUCCUGAGGUUCAGGAGCAGUAUGCAAAGCCCCUCCAGGAUAGCAUCUCAGCCUCCAGGGAGUUAGAGGAAGAGUUUAAGGUCAUUGAGAGGAAGAAGGUGGAGCUGGCUGACUACCUCUGUGAGGACGCCCACAAGCUCUCCCUGGAGGACACCUUCAGCACCAUGAAGACAUUUCGAGAACUCUUCAUCAGAGCCAUGAAGGAGAACAAGGACUGGAAGGAGCAGGCUGUGAAGGCAGAGAAGAGGAAGAAGCAGCUGGAGGCUGAAGAAGCUAAAAGGCUCCGGGGAGAAGAUGGGAAGAUCAUACGGAAGGGAACGGUGAAACAGGAGGAAGUAUGUGUCAUCGACGCCCUCCUAGCUGACAUCAGGAAAGGUUUCCAGCUGAGGAAGACUGCCAAGGGCAAUGGCCUAAAAGUGGCUCCUUCUGAAACCUGCAAGGAAAAAGAGACUGCAGCCAUAAAGGAUGCUGGCAACAGCCCCAAGCUUGGGCAGGGCCUUGACCUUGCUGCUGCUGUUGUUGGAGAGACUCGGGACCAGGACAACCCGGAUGGUCCUGCGUCUAUUGGUGGGAUCCCCAAAGGACAUUCUGAAGUCAGUGGCCAUGGCUGCCCAAGCCCAGAGGGCAACAAAGCUUCCACACCUAUGACCAGCUUUCCUGAUGACCCUCAUAUAGUGCAGCUUGAUGACUCCAAGUCUCUGAAGCCCAUCAAGUUUUCCAGUGGCUCUCUCCCUUGGGGCACAGACAUAGGCAGUGAGGUCGAUGCCACCAGAGCGGAGGAUCAAGCUGCAGAGCACCAGGCUGGCAGAACAGCCGAGGGACCCAAGCAUGGCUGUCAGAGGUCCGAGGAUGCGGAGCCAGAUCCUCCAGAGGCGGAGGAGGAGGAAGAGGAAAAGGACACGGCGCCAGACUCAGUGCUGGACACUUCUCUGGACAGGUCUUUCUCUGAAGGGGCUGUGACUGAUUCCUCCGGCUCUGGGACCCUCCCUCGGUCCCAGGAGCGAACCAAGAAGGGGUCUGGGAAGCGGAGGAAGAAGCGUCAUCCUAGGAGCCAUGAAGGUAUCAGGCCCAAGGCCAUAGCCAAAUGAGGACGACUGGAGACAGAGGCUGACUUCAUACAUGCCCUCUGCUGCAGUGGAAUCCUGGGACUGAGGACAUUUAAACCACAAGGGGCCGGGGUGGGAGGGCACACGGAGAGUUUCAGGGACAGAUACUCCUGUUCCUUGGGAGUUCUGGGCUGGGGACUAGAGACCCUAGAACUCAGUGCCUUACAUUGAUGGGACCCAAGGAUGUGUCUGCUGAGCUUGCUAAACAGUGGCACCCCAGACUUGGGACAGAAGGCAGUGGACAGAGCUUGCCUUGGAUCCACAGGAUGGCGGCUAGAGAUGAGUGCUCUAGCCUCCACCUUGUUUGGAUUGUGGGGCCCAAUCCCAGACCUAUUGCUCAACUAAACUAGCAAGCCUACCCACAACCCCAGACCAAAGCCCAGGGUCCUCCACAUCCCCUCCCAAUAGCUCUUUUUCAUAAAUACCCCUGGCGAGACAAAGGCUUUGGUGAUUGAUGUGAUGUCGAGUGUUAAUAUUUGAUGAUAAUGAGUUUCCAAUGAGUUUCUAUGUGCAGUGGCAAUGGGGCAGUUAAAAGAUUUACCAGUUUCACGAGAUGCCUCUGACCUUCCUGGUUAACUAUCCUAGCUUUUACCCCCUAGCAUGUAUCGCUUUGUAAAUAGUCAUUCCUUUGGAAUAAAAGUAACAUAACUCCCGUGUC